CUCAUACAACUGGUACCCAAUCUCGGUCAGUCAGUCCAACAGGUAGAAAAGAAAGGUGAAUCGGUGAUGGGUGGGAACCCAUAAAAUUCCCCUUGUCGACUCCGCUGAAAUAUGCAACGUUCACACGAAUUUCAAUAGUGCAGGCUGUUCCAUCAACAAUUACACAAUGCCGAUAGAAACAAAUUAAGUAACGGUAAUUACUGCAAGCGAUGGGUUCCAAGAUCGAGUACGUCGACUCCUCACAGAUCUACGCAACGAAUUAUGUGAGGAACUCAAAGGCUGUGGGAGUGUUGUGGGCGAUCUUCACCAUUUGCUAUGCCAUCAUCAUUGUGGUGGCUUUUAUCACUCCGGAAUGGAUCGGGAAUAUUGAGGGCGAAGUACCCGGGAAGUUUGGCCUGUGGACGGUGUGCUAUGCGGAAGAGAAUGGCGAUAUGUGUAAAGGAAGAUUGGACGAAAUUAUGAGCAUGUCGAACAGAGCAUUCCAAGGAGCAACAGCACUCGUAGGCUUGGCAGUCCUGCUGGCUAUCCUGGCGAUAGGAGCGAUGAUCUUGUUUCUCUUCUGCCAUUCCACCACUGUGUUCCAUGUCUGUGCCUGGAUGCAACUGAUUUCAGGGGCAGCUUUGGUAGCUGGAUGCGCGCUCUAUCCUUACGGCUGGUCGCAAGACAUUGUCCAGACCGUUUGCGGCAGUUCAGCAGGCGAGUUCCAGUUUGGAAAGUGUGGAAUCCGAUGGGCGUAUAUUCUGGCAGCGAUUGGAUGUCUGGACGCGAUUGUGUUAGCAACGCUGGCUUUUAUUCUAGCUACCAGACAUGUGACGUUGCAAGCAGAGCCCAGCUACGCCCCUGCCAGCUUAUAUAAAGGUGAAAUGAACAGCGCCUAUCUGAGUGAUUCGGCCAGUGUGGCAGGAAGCAGAAAGUCGAUGAAUAUACAUCCAGUCCUGCUGAUGCCCCCAGGCCAGGACGACACUUAUUCUCAAUUCUCGCAGAGAACAGUUCCCAGAUCCAUACAUUCUGGACAUUAUUCUCAUCCGCAUUCUUUGCACAGGAAUUUUCAGCUUUGAAUUUUCAAAUUYACCUCAAYGCAAGGCCCAUAACAGUGUAGAUUUUUUAAGAUCCUGGAAUUGUAUGAUAACAGMAAUAAAAUUGGUUAGAAAAA
Molecule: messenger RNA, 1153 nt
Organism: Dendroctonus ponderosae (mountain pine beetle)
Lineage: Eukaryota; Metazoa; Arthropoda; Insecta; Coleoptera; Curculionidae
Gene: Tmhs
Product: LHFPL tetraspan subfamily member 3 protein
Exons: 4
Coding region: 210-1058 (282 amino acids)
Biological process (GO): sensory perception of sound
Cellular component (GO): plasma membrane
Source: RefSeq, a predicted model, not a curated record